UCACACACUCUUAUCUCCCCCAGAUGCGGCGGAGGAGUCUACGGCUGGUGUUGUUGGCAGCGGUGUUGUCCGGGGUGGUUGCAGCGCCGGAGUCCUCGAAGGAGGGUGAUGAUAAUGGUAACCGCCUCGAGGACAAGCCUUCCACGUCCUCCGAAACCGGGGCGGCGGAGGCGGCAGGAGGAGCGGCGGCGGCGGCGGGAGGGGCAGCGGCGGCGGCGGCAACGUCCGGUGGAUUCUUUGAGCCCCAGUUGCGGCAGUUCCUCGGAGCUCUUGAGAACGUCGACGAUUUAUUGCGCUCGACGAUCCCCUCCUUGGACCGAUUCCAGUGCCUCGAGAGGGUCAUGUGCUCGAUGGCCUCCGCGUCCAACACUUUCUCGCCCGCGUCGUUGCUAAACCCCGGUGCCCAGCCGACUCUCGAUCAGACCUUGCAGCAAGCACUCAUCCAGGACCCUUCGUUGGUUCAGCAAGGGUUCCCCCAAGGUUUCCCCCAGCAAACAGGUUUCCCCCAGCAGACAGGUUUCCCCCAGCAGACAGGGUUUCCCCAGCAACAGGUGUUUCAGCAAGGCUUUCCCCAACAGCAGGUAUUCGCCCAAGGCUUCCCACCACAGCAGGCCAUUCCGCAACAGCCUGCUUUUCAACAGCCUUUCCCCCAGCAAGGAUUUGGACCUCCUCCUGCGGGGAGCUUUAAUCCUCAGUUCCAGCAGCCUCCUUCGCAGUUUGCCCAAACUGGCUUCCAGCAGUUCGCCCCCUUCGCUGGAGCCGGCUUCAGGGAAAACCAGGAUGGACAGCCAUUGGAGAGGCAAGGCACGCGUCCCCAGGGUAUCAGACGCCGGCCCAUCAGGAGGAGACAGAGAAAUGGGUUCCUCGACUUCCUCAGUAACCUCGGACUGAACUUUGGCAAGAGGAAGAAGCGAGACCUCUUCAGUGAUCUUGUCAGUGGUUUUACUGGCGAUAGGUUUAUGGGGCUGUUGGACCAAAUGAUGGAAUCCUACUCAUUCCAUCCCUACACCCAUGCAGCCUACAUGGGAUACACAGGAAACGAGUGUAACAGACUGUACCCAUCCUGUCCCUCAUCAGCUGAAGAGAUGAUAGACGUCUUCAACAACAUCCAUCGUCACUAUCCCAAUGGAAUUCCCUUCAAGGACAAGAUGCCCUGGCCACUCAAUCUUCUACUUCCUUGAAUAAGAUGAUCAAGGUGUUGAACAUAUAAUGCGAAGGUUUAUUUUGAAUUGAUGCCAUUACUUUAUUUUUUUAGUUCUUUUGUUUGUACUGUAUCUCUUGUGUUGUUCUACUUCUCUUUCUCUUGUUAAAGUUUUGGCUCUGAGCACAUGAUUCGGGUACAUGAGGUUCAGAAAAACUUUACUGCCAAGAAUGUUAAUUAAGUUAAACAAAUUGAUGUUAUUGCUUAGUAUAGUAGUAAAAUAUUUUAAAUGCUGGUGGGAAGUAAUAUCCAUCUUUUCUUAAGAAAGAAUAGAUAGUUAAAUAAAUUAAGUGGUCUGUCCCAUGUUGUUGGCUCACUUGUAAUCUGCACACUAUUUAAAAACCAACAUAAAGGGACUGUUUUAUAUAAAAAAUAGAAGCAUGUCGACAGUGACUGUAUAAUUCCCAUAUAAUUAUUUCAUGCUCUAUUAGAUCCCCAAGUCUAAAAUAUUUUAAAAAGAGAGGUCUCUUACAAAAUAAAUAAAUAAAAAGGGUUCUGAAUGGAUGAGAAUGAAAAAGAUGGGUCACUGAUGUUUCUAUUUUACAUUUAUUCUGAUAAAAGUUUAUAAAACCAAAUGUAAUGGUGGUGUCCUGCCUAGUAAAAUUAUUCUCUGUCAUUCAUACCAGCUUUUGCAAAUAUGAAUGUAUCAUUCCUCAUCAUUUUGGUAUGAUUUGGGUUUCCAACAAGUUAGGCCGAGUUAGGCUUUGUGUAUUUAUAUCACUAUUUAUCUAUACUGUUAUUUUCUGUCAGAAGCUGGUCUUCUGUUUAGAAAUAAAUAUUUACAAAUUAUA
Penaeus vannamei (Pacific white shrimp) is the source of this 1992-nucleotide messenger RNA. NCBI's taxonomy places the organism in Eukaryota, Metazoa, Arthropoda, Malacostraca, Decapoda, Penaeidae. The record is from RefSeq and is a predicted model, not a curated record.